CCGCGCACAAGAACGCGACCUUGAGGCAUAGGCACUUGUAGGCACGCAUAUAUUCAUCCUCACUUUCUUGCUCGAGCCUCAGUGUGCAGCCUGAGGUGACAUGUACACUGUGCACUCCCGCAAAGCCCUUUCCAGACUCCAGCCCAUCCUCGCGAGACGCCAUGCCUCUCUACCACGCCGUACCACUAUCCCAACACGGUCCCUCGUGACUACGGCAGAGUCUACACGAGAUGGAGAGUCGACUCAGAGCAUCAUAGAGACAUCCGAUCGAGAAGCAUGGCUCUUCGUCGACUCUGUCUUUCCAAUUCGCCUUGGUGCCUUCGACCUUCGUCACUACAUUGGGCUUAUCCGCGAAGAAUCCCUACUCUCAAUGCUAGAGACACGCCUGUCGCAAGUCAAAGCCCAUGGCUUCCGCGUACAGUCUCUCGAACCAUAUCAUAAAGAUGGUGGUGUCUUCGUACGCUUUACGUACACCAGCGCAGAUUCGGAGCUAGCACUCCAGACCAUCAAGAGUGAUAUCACACAGCAUAUCACACAGCACGAGGGGUUACCCACCUGGACAGGCUUUGGCAAGGGCAAUGUCUGGCUUGUCAGAGGGAGGCCAUGGACGGAGGACAUGAACCGUUUCCCAUCCAACGUUCUCAAGGUCGACUUUGAGGGACCGGAUGUUCAGCAAGAAGACCUCUAUGAUAUCUUUCGGCCCUACGGUCGCAUAACCGAUAUCGUUCCCCCUACGCCUGUUCCAGCUGGAGCAUUCCGCUCUGCAUCUAUAACCUUCCGCCGCGUGCGGUCUGCAGUCGCCGCACGCAAUGUCAUGCACGGUCACCAGUACUCUGAUGGAAAGUCGAUGACGCGGCUUCAUACCCUCUAUAUUCCACCUCUGCAUGCUCACGCAGUUCGCGACUGGUUGACAAGUCACCCACGCAUAGUCUUGCCGGUCAUACUGUUCUUCCUAGGCACACUGACUUACACGAUAUUUGACCCUGUUAGAACAUUGCUUGUUGAAGCAAAAAUUCUCAAUUGGUUCAAUUACAAAGAAUAUGCUCUGUACAAAUGGCUACGCAGCAAUACCGUUGGUCGCUUCUCCUUCAUAACCAAGGCUCAUGAAAGCGCCCCGGAAUACACAAAUGUUUGGAAGGAACGUAAAGAAGCCGAGGGUUUACUGAAAAGUUAUUUAAGUGACCUACCGACGACGGUGGCAUUUGUGCACGGACCACAAGGAAGUGGAAAGACGAGCAUGCUUACCAACGUAAUUGGCGACGUUGAUCGAAAAACUUUGAUCAUCGACUGCGAGCCGCUGAACAAAGCCACAUCUGAUGCACAGCUCCUUUCGCGCCUUGCCGAACAAACUGGCUACUGGCCUGUGUUCGCGUCACUUAACUCCGUGAACAACAUGAUUGACAUGGCAUCUGUUGGUCUCAUUGGCCAGAAAGCUGGAUUUUCCACAUCGCUGCAGGAUCAGCUGAAGGAACUACUUGAAGUCGUUGGCACUGCGCUCAAAAAGACCAACGCCAGCCUUCGCCAAGAAGCUUUGCACCAAGUUCAUGCAGAACAUGAGCUGAGACGGCGGGAAGCUGAAGCCGAGAGCUGGCGAGAACGUAUCCGCAACGGCUCCUGGCACGACGGCCGUCUCGACUGCGUCGCAGGCAACGGCGUCAUGUCUGAGUUAGGUAUUGGAGACGAGCCUUUCCUGGAGACGGACAUCGAGAAGAUAAAUACUUUCGUCGAUGAGCGGAAGUUGACCUUUGCAAGCAUGAUCGAGAAGCAGCGGGACGAAGACUUGGCAAAGAAGCAAAAGCGGGUUCAGGAGACGCAGGCCGUCCAAGCUCUCCCUGUCGUUGUGAUCAAGAAUUUUGCUACCAAUGCAGGCGCGAAGCGAGAGGAGCUUCAGACUGUAUUGGCGCAAUGGGCUGCAAAUCUUGUCGAGAACCAGGUUGCGCAUGUGAUUGUCGUCAGUGACAACAGAGAGAACUCGAAGCAGCUGGCUCGAGCGUUGCCCUCGAAACCUUUGAACACGAUCGCUCUUUACGACGCUGAUGCACCGAGUGCACUUGCCUUUGUGAAGCAGAGACUCUAUGACGCAGGAGUCGGGGCAAAGUUAAGUGGGAGAGAAACCGCGUUUAUUGAGCGUCUUGGUGGACGUGCGAGUGACUUGGAAAGCAUGAUCCACAAGGUAAAAAGCGGAAUGAGUGUGGAGGAGGCUGUAGAGGACAUCAUUGCACGGGCGGUGGGGGAGCUCCGCAAGAAUGCUUUUGGUGACGACAUUGAAUACGCCAAGUCUUUGCCUUGGUCGAGAGAACAAGCUUGGACUGUCCUGAAGCAGCUCGUCAAGAAGAACGAGAUACCCUACUACAACGUUCUUCUUGAGUUCCCCUUCAAGGGCGAUGAGGCAUCUCUGCGUGCCAUGGAGCACUCCGAGUUAAUCUCGAUCGGCACGUCUAAUGGUCGUCCAUCUACCAUCCGCCCAGGAAGGCCCGUCUUCAGAUGUGUCUUUGAGCGACUCGUCAACGACGCAAUCUUCCAAGCGACCCAAGAUAUCGCUUUCAACGACAAGUUAAUCAGUUCGCAAGAGUCAACGAUUCGGUCGUGUGAAUCAGAGCUUGCAACGUUGAAGGAGAUCUCAAGCACAGAGCGCGCCUCGUUCUGGGGCAGACGCAAGGCCUCUUCCGAGCGCCGUGAUUACCUCUUCAAGAAGAUUGCUGCUGCACAGACAAAGAUCCAGGAACUGGACAAGCGGACUGCAGAGCUCAAGAAGGUACUAGCGAAGGGUGAUACUGCUAAACAUUCAUGACGAUACAACACUAGCUACGCGUGUAAUAUAUAACCAUAGAUAUCCGUAAGUGUAUUCAUCGCUCCGGUACCAGGUUUAUCACAAUGUAUCUUUGCAUACCAACU
This is a messenger RNA of Coniophora puteana RWD-64-598 SS2, 2895 nucleotides long. RefSeq lists its product as uncharacterized. Gene Ontology annotation, molecular function: RNA binding. NCBI's taxonomy places the organism in Eukaryota, Fungi, Basidiomycota, Agaricomycetes, Boletales, Coniophoraceae. The record is from RefSeq and is a predicted model, not a curated record. The transcript has 16 exons. Gene Ontology annotation, cellular component: mitochondrial inner membrane. The coding region runs from base 101 to 2791 and encodes 896 amino acids.